AUGGUGACUUACAGAGUCAUUGAGGCUAACCCCGACCAAAUAAGAGUCAUCCAUAACUUGCAACCUCCUCGGAACCUUAAAGAAGUCCAGAAGCUUACUGGUAUGAUAGCAGCUUUAAACCGUUUUAUCUCGCGCUCAGCAAAUAGGUGCAAGCCAUUCUUUCUCCUAUUACACAAGUGGAAAGGAUUUGAGUGGAAUGAAGACUGUGCUGUAGCUUUCCAACAAUUAAAGGAGUACCUCGCCCGACCACCAAUUAUGUCCAGUUCAAAUGCCGACGAGGUUUUGUUUGCCUACAUUACGGUAGCCUCGCAUGCGGUGAGCUUGGUGCUAAUCCGAGAAGACAACGGCACACAGCGACCAGUCUAUUACGUUAGUAAAUCACUGCAGGAGGCAGAAACACGUUAUCUUCCCCUCAAGAAGGCUAUCUUGGCUGUCGUGCAGGCCACGCGUAAGCUUCCACACUACUUUCAAGUGCACACUGUGGUGGUGCUGACACAACUCCCCAUAAAGUCUGUCCUACGCAGCGCCGAUUACAUAAGCAGAAUUGCAAAGCGGGGAACGAUCUUGGGCGCUUUCGAUAUUAGGUACAUGCCUCGUACUGCUGUAAAGGGCCAGGUCCUUGCCGACCUAAUAGCAGAGUUUGCGGAGCCCACGCUAGAGGAACAAAACGUGGCGGGACCUCUAGGGGCUGAUGAGAAGAUGAUCAGCACGGUCUCCCAGCAUGAAAACACCUGGUGGAAAGCGCACGUCGAUGGCGCAGCGAACCAAAGGGGCUCAGGGUUAGGACUUGUCCUGCUCUCACCUGAAGGGAUAACCAUAGAGAAGUCAUUCAAACUCGGGUUUUCAGCCACGAAUAACGAAGCCGAAUAUGAGGUGCUAUUGGAAGGAAUGCGAAUGAUCCGGAAGUUGGGAGGAAAAUCCGUAGACAUGUUCUCGGAUUCAAGACUUAUUGUGGGGCAGAUAAAUGGGGACAUGGAAGCAAAGGACGAAAGAAUGCAAGAGUAUCUAGUUCGGGUUAAGCACUUGCAGACCCAAUUUUAUCACUUCCGCCUGACGUACGUACCCAGAAGUGGGAACACUCAUGCUGAUUCUCUCGCGACGUUGGCUACCUCCUCGGCUCAACCCCUACCUCGAGUCAUUCUGAUUGAAGAGGUCCUCCGUCCAUCAACAGAAAGGGCCAAUGGAUUGGAAUACAUAACAUCAGGGCAGGACCGAGCUGGAUGGACCCUAUCGUUCUGUACUUAA
Molecule: messenger RNA, 1245 nt
Organism: Quercus lobata
Lineage: Eukaryota; Viridiplantae; Streptophyta; Magnoliopsida; Fagales; Fagaceae
Exons: 1
Coding region: 1-1245 (414 amino acids)
Molecular function (GO): nucleic acid binding; RNA-DNA hybrid ribonuclease activity
Source: RefSeq, a predicted model, not a curated record